This is a messenger RNA of Drosophila innubila, 1048 nucleotides long. It is a transcript of the gene Sgf29, whose product is annotated as SAGA-associated factor 29. Bases 88 to 963 code for a protein of 291 amino acids. Gene Ontology annotation, cellular component: SAGA complex. NCBI's taxonomy places the organism in Eukaryota, Metazoa, Arthropoda, Insecta, Diptera, Drosophilidae. The record is from RefSeq and is a predicted model, not a curated record. The transcript is spliced from 4 exons.
UGUUCCACUAUUUUCCAAAUAAAAAGUUUAGCGUCUUUGCUGAACAAAAACAAAAACGUAAACAAAGUAUUUGAGCGAUUUACAAAAAUGCCAUUAACUGCAGAAAGUGCAGCACAACAAAUUCAGGAUCGCCUGAAAGAUAUACAGCAACAUAUUCACAAAGUGGACAGCGAACGACGACGGGCAGAAAAUUCGAUUGCGAAUCUCGUGCGAGUGCAGCAAAGUCAGCCCGCAAAUCCAAAAUUAAAGACGCUUCUUCAGGCCAAAAUUUUGGAGGCGACACAAGAAGAGGCGACAAUUAGAGCGGCGUUGGCUAAAAUACACGAAAUACGCAAUAUACGAAAUGAGAGACGCAUUCAGGCUCGGAAUGCUGGCAAUAAGGAGGCAAUUCGUCGUGGAGCGUUAAUGAAAAUGGUACAGCUGUCGGCGCAAACAUUACCUCUGUUCGUAGGGAAGCCAGGCGAACGAGCUCCAGCUCUAUGCGGAGCUAUUCCUGCCGAGAGCAGCUAUGUGGCCAAAGUGGGUGACAAUGUAGCCGCCUUGGCAAAGGGCAUUGACGAGGAGGAGAACUGGAUCUUGGCGGAGGUGGUUCAAUUUCUGCAUAGGCAAAACAAAUACGAUGUUAUUGACAUUGACGAGGAGCAGAAGGAUCGACACGUGCUCAGCAAACGUAAAGUUAUACCUCUGCCACUGAUGCGAGCUAAUCCAGAGACAGAUGGACAUGCUCUCUUUCCUAAGGAUACAGUUGUGAUGGCGUUGUACCCACAAACGACGUGCUUCUACAAAGCCAUAGUCCACCGACUGCCACAAACCGCCACAGAAGAGUAUGAUGUGCUCUUCGAGGAUUCAUCGUAUUUAAACGGUUAUGCGGAACCUUUGCCCGUAGCUCAGCGAUAUGUCAUUGCCUAUAGACCUACAAAGAAGGGAGCGAGCAGUGGCAGUGGCAAUUUGUCCUCAGCUUGAGCAGCAAUUGAAUGAAAUACAUAGAAUAUCGAAUCGACUGUUGUAAAAUCUAUAUAUAUAAUUAUAUACAUAUUCAUUAACUUAA